This is a messenger RNA of Bemisia tabaci, 2774 nucleotides long. RefSeq lists its product as uncharacterized. The record is from RefSeq and is a predicted model, not a curated record. Lineage: Eukaryota; Metazoa; Arthropoda; Insecta; Hemiptera; Aleyrodidae.
ACGAAGCGACUCGUCACAUGCCAAAGCUGGUUUCCUCUCGACGGUGUCUGCACUCCCAGGUUAUCGAAAAAAUGGCGCGAUGGAUAUUGCUGCUUGCCGUGAGUUUGUUGUUGGCGAUUUCCGUGCGCGGUACCUGCGACUGCCCCGCCGGCGAUUGCACAUGCAUCGCGGAGGACCCCCUCGGCUAUGACGCCAGGUUCGAGAUCUGUCACCUCUUCACCCGUCAGGCCCCGCACAGGGUCGCUAUAAGCAGCACCGGAAGAAAGUUCGUGUGCUUCCCGUGUUCGUUCGACGCUCAGAACACCAACGACGGAUGCAACGGAAAAAUCCAAGUCGCUGAGGUAACCCCUACCGGAGAACUGCCCUACCCCAACUACUGCAUCAACAACCCUCCGAGCGGCGUCAUCAAUCGCGCCUGUUGUCCGGCGGCGGCCUUCCCUUACGCGGAUUUCUUUAUCAGUGUCGAAUCGCUGAAGAUUCUCAACGAUUACUUAUGGUGCAUGGACUCCGGGCGCCCCCUGGAUUGCACGAAGCAGGUCCUCCUCGAAGCCACCGGCGGGACCAAAGUCGUCGUCAUCAACACCUGCAGCAACAGCGUCGUCCGGAUCUACGAGCUCCCGCUGACGGUGGCCCUGCCCACUUCGCUCUGCAAGGACAUCGCCAUCGACACCUGCAACAAGAAAGCCUACAUCGCCGACGCGGGUUGCCCGGCGCUCAUCGUCUUGGACAUCGUCGACGGCACCUCUUAUCGGCUCCUCGCCGGCGACCCGUCGGUCUCACCCGUGUGCGGAAACAUAGCCUACGUCUGGGGUCAAGCCCAGUACUGGCUGACCAAGUGUGGGGAUUGCACCACCGUGGGCUUCAUCCCUUACGGGGUCUACGCCCUCGCCCUGUCGCCCGACUGCGGGCGACUGUACUUCAUCGACAUGGGCGACCGGAAACUCUAUUCCGUGUGCACGUCUUCUCUUCAGACUCCGGGAGCGGCCAACUCGGACAUCUUGACGUCGCUGAUCAACCACGGUGAGAUCGGGAAGACCCUCGGUCUGGCGGCCGACUGUCAGACAGGGGUCGUUUGGUUCGGUAACGCGGAGGCGAACGCCGUCGGGUACUUCAACCCCUGCUGCCCGUUCUCCAAGACGAAUAUCCUCAUCCGCGACAAGAGGGUCGCGUGGUCGGAGGGUGUGUGCAUCCCGGGUGACGGGUAUUGUUACAUCAUUGACUCCCAUUUCAACGGGAUCCCUUCAAUCUACCCGGGGACAGGUCCGCUCUUCUCCGAGAGGAGGAAGUGCCCCUUCGUGCUCUGGAGGUUCAAGUUGCCCUGCUCCGCGGACCUCUGCCCGAACCCUUGCGCCCCUGCGACCUUGGGAUACUACCCUCCUGGUGGCUGUACUGCUUGCAGUGUUUGCUCCUAAUAAGCAUCGCGGAAAUUUUCGGAAGUUUCUAGUCAUCGUAUAAAUGAACACGUGGGAUUAAAAUUGCACAAAACAAUACUUUUAGACAAUAUUUAUGUACGGAGAAUUUGCAGGGGUCAGACAUAUGCUGAAUUUCAUAUUUAAUGGGAACUAAUAAGUGGGCUGACUACAAGAAUACUAUCAAUCUCUAAAUUGAUGAACUAUAGAAGAAUGUUUGUGGCAAAAUAUCUAAUACGUUCGUUGAAAUCGGAAAUACCGCUUAUUACGUCAAAAGAGGUACAUUUCCUCAUUUUUAAAUAUGUUGGUUAACUUUUUACAUCUGAAAAGUUCGCACUACAAAAUACUGUGAACUUAAUUCAAAAAUCAAUGACAAUUUCUCUUGCAAAUGCUCUAUUACAUUGUUGAAAGAAAAAUUAUCGAGCCGUAUCUUGCUGAAGAAAGUAAUUGACAUAAACUGACUCUAGCAGGUUCAGGAGGGGUCCUCAGAACUAUUACAAAUUUGAAAGUACGAGUUAUAACUGAAUUAUAUGGAUUCGUGUACUGUUUUUUUUUUCUUUUUUUUUUCUUUUUUUUUCUUUAAAAUCUUUCAAUUUGCUUUCUAUAUUAAUACACCAUCAAUGCCACCAAAAAUGUGUCUCAAAUUGCAACAGAGUAAAUUGUUCGAAUCAGAAAAACCGAUAAAUUCAGUGAAAAGCGUUAAAAUUAAAUGUCCUUGGAUCAUCUUUCAGUUUUAAGAAAUUGAAAUUCUGCCUGCAGACCUCAAAUCAAGUUAAAUUACAGCCAACUAAAGUUUCUUCUUAAAAUGACAGUCGUUUGGGUUUUACCAAAGUUAAAAAAAAUGUUUUAAAAACAGUUUAGAUCUCGCAUGCUUCAGAUGUUCGUUACUAAUUGUUCACCCUACCAGACAUGAUACCGCAGUGAAGAUGAAAUGAUAAAUUAAUAAAUAAAUGAAGAUUACCAUGACAGUUAUUGAAAGUGUCAAAAUUAUUUCUGUUCCGUACCCAUUUAGAGUUAUUCGUCCUGGAGUUCUGUUUUGAUCUGUCAUCACGGUGGUCAUCACAUAGCGUAGAUGAGGUAGAAUUUCGAAGUAUACUUUAAGUUCUAUAAAAAGCAAGCAAAUUAUUCGUAAAGUAGGGGUUGUAACGAAAUUCAAAGAAUUACUCGUCAUCAACAACAAUAUUCCACGAAAAUAGUCAAGGUAUCGCUUUCUAUAUGGAAAAUCUAUCAUUACCACGUAAUGUGUCAUUAUCACUAUUAAGUGUUGAGUACAUGUAUAUCUUCUGUUUGUUAAUUGCUCUGAUGAUGGGAGAACUCCCGAAACGCGUUAGCAUGUGUGAAUAAAUUGUUCAUUGUCAAUAAGAA